This is a messenger RNA of Trichomycterus rosablanca, 1569 nucleotides long. Its product is annotated as transmembrane protein 26. The transcript has 4 exons. NCBI's taxonomy places the organism in Eukaryota, Metazoa, Chordata, Actinopteri, Siluriformes, Trichomycteridae. The record is from RefSeq and is a predicted model, not a curated record. The coding region runs from base 100 to 1074 and encodes 324 amino acids.
AGAAGCACACUGGGAGCCCCUGCUGAGAUGAUUCCAAAGGAGAGAAACUUUUGAGCCUAGAUUCAGUUUUCACUCUUGAUUUUCCCAUCUGGCUGAACAAUGUGUCGAGUUUUAAACAUCCUGCUGGCUUUGCUGAGCCGUUUCCUGUUCGCUGUGCAUGGCAUUAUUACAGUAUGGCGUGUCGUGGUGGUGAAGGGUGAGCCCUGCUAUUGGCUCCUGCUUAUGGGUGUUGCACUACUGGGUGUGGAGAUGGCUGUCACCAUUAAAUAUACCCAGAACGCAGAGUGGAAAUGGUUCUCCCCGAUGGUUUUCCUCUAUCUCAGCACUGUGAUUCCCUCAAUCUGGUUUCUAGAGCUGAACCUGCUGCAUUUUAACCUACCAACUAACUCUUCUUUAUCUGACCUUCAGCUUCUGUCUCAAAUCCCCAUAGCAGCGGGUCUGGCAGAGCUGGAACCGGAGAACUGGGUGGCUGGUUUGGAGCAGACCAUGCUCAUCGUGUUGGUGCUGGGACGAUGGCUUAUGCCCAAAGGUGACAUGUCACGUGACCAGCUGUCCCAACUUCUUAUGGUCUAUGUUGGAUUAGGUGCAGACAUCCUGGAUAUCUUUGACACAUUUAAGGAGCCUGAAGUAAAAACCAACCAUGUUGUGAUAAUUGUUGGGUUGAGCCUCUUUACUUGGGCCCUAAUGCAGUUUCCUUUGGUUCUGACACAAACAAGUCUAUCUAAGAACCCAACUGAGGUCCAGGGUGAAGUCACCAGCUUACUGCCCUGCUCCUCAUCCUGCUGCUCCAGUGAGAUCUGGAGUCUUCUCCUCACGGUUGGACUCCAGGAUGGCCCAUUUCUGGUGUACCGCCUGUAUCUCAUGCUCAAAGAGAAUGUUCUGAACCAGCUCAUGAUCUUUUUCACAUGUAAGAACAUCCUUAUUGUCAUCCUGGAGCUCUACAGGAUCUAUGUUGUGUAUUUUGAGAUGGGUGGGCCUGAGGAGAACAAAAUGUCAAAUGAUUUACCUCAAGCACAAUCAAAACAUGUUGAACAAGAAAGGAUGGAAGCUCUAGAAGCUGCAUGUCUAGACUAGACUGUGUCUAGUAGUGGAAAUAUUGGAAAAAGUGACUGUUUACACUGAUUUACGAAACAUGUUUAGUUCUCCUUGUAUUGCAUAGUGGUAUUAUACUUUGGUAUUAUGAGCUUGUUGGACAUUUCAUUUCAAACCCAUGAACAUUGAUAUAGGCAAUGCCUUUGCAGCGACAAACAGCCUCCACUCUUAUGGAAUUGGUUUUCAAAAGAUUUUGGUGUGUGUCUAAGAAUAUUUGUUACCAUUCUGUAAAAGAACAUUAGCACGUUUAGGCACUGUAAUGACUGGAUUUAAUCAAUGUUUUAAUUAAUAUAUAUAAAAAAAAAAAGGUUUAGGGUUAUUGUUAUCAGGAUUCUGUACAUGUCACUGGAGUGCCUCUACACCAAACUCUUGUCUUUAUAGACCUGACUUUCAGCACAGGGGCACAGUCUGCUUGAACAAGAAAGCGACCUUUGAAAGCAUAACAUACAAUUAUGUAAUGUAUUAUAAACACCUAUU